This is a messenger RNA of Acanthocheilonema viteae, 570 nucleotides long. NCBI's taxonomy places the organism in Eukaryota, Metazoa, Nematoda, Chromadorea, Rhabditida, Onchocercidae. The record is from the annotation of a GenBank genome assembly.
AUGAUUUCAUAUUUUACGCCCAUAUUUUUACCGCACAAUCUGCCCGUAUUCAUUCUUCUUCUUCUGUACUAUUUCCAGUCGGGUACUGUUAUUGUGGAAGCAAUUAGAUGUUAUUCAUGUGCUAAUGAUUUUAUCGUUUGGCAUUGGCGACAUUUCUUUUUGAAGCGGAAUUAUGGUAUUACAGCAAGUGAUCAGAGUUGUGCUAAAUCAGAUUAUACACCUGAAAUAACGCAACUUUGUCCUUCCACCUGUUUCAUCAUGUAUUUGAAUGGUACCAAUCGAGGCAAUGGAAUGAUCACUGUUCUUGGAACUGUACGUGGUUGUUCGUCGCAAUUUCUAACCAGCGAUCAACACUCGCAACUCGGUCUUGGCUCACAUUCACGUGUCUCUCAGAUCGGCAAUUAUUUGUCAUCUGAAUUUGAUAUGAGCAUUGGUGCUUCUGUGCCACUGAUCAAUGCAAUGAAAAAAGUUGCUACAGUGGAAAAUCAUAUUCCGAAUUCACGUCAAAACGACAUCAGCACUUCUUCAACAAAUAUUUUUCCACAGAUGCUUCCAAUCGAGCCACUUUAA